AUGCACAUGGAUUGGCCAUUUGAUGAUGGGUCAGCCCCCCCGGACCAGGUGGUUGAUGAUUGGCUGAACCUGCUGCAGACGAAGUUUAGAGACGAGCCUGGCUGCUGUGUGGCUGUGCACUGUGUCGCUGGACUAGGACGAGCUCCUGUGUUGGUGGCCCUGGCUCUAAUUGAGUGUGGGAUGGAAUAUGAAGAUGCGGUGCACUUCAUAAGACUGAAGCGUCGUGGAGCAUUCAACUCCAAGCAGCUGCUUUACCUUGAAAACUACAAACCUAAACUGUGUCUGCGCUCCAAAGAUGCAAACGGACAGAGCUGCUGUAUACAGUAGGAAUCUACAACCCCACACAUCCUCACUGCAACUUCAUAGGAGACGUUCAUCUUUUGAUGUUAAGUUGACGGGUUUGGGUAAAUCUUUUUAUAACACUGACCAAUGAAAUCUAUUUAAAGCACUUCAUGUAAUUCCAGAAAUUCAAGGACCUCGGUGCAAAGUUCUGCAAAUAUUCUAAAGUAUAGUCAGCAUAGUCACGCAACUUCUGAUUUCAAAUCAAAAAUGAACUUAAAAAAGUGGAGGUCUGAAAGGUUUUUAUUUCUGUUCCUUGGUCUGUAACCUCAUCUUAAUAUGCAGCAAAACUACACAAAUACUCCCAACUCACUGUUAAAGUUGCAGCUGCAAUAAAUGCUGCUGAUGUUAACAAACUUGUUGUGAUUUAAAAUGUUGACGCUGGGAUCAAGCAUUAUUAAAAAAGAAAAAAAAAAAAGCAACACUACAAAGUGUGUGUGCGCUCAGAGGCUUGCUGGUUUAUUGCACGUUAAUCAACACAGUGGUCCAGACUGAGAUAUUUAUUCCAGUCUUUGCUCACUGAGCAAAUCAGUGUCCUGCAGCCAGAAUGUGGUGCAGAUGAUGAAGAACUCAGACAAGUUAGAAAAACAUUAAGAAAUUUGCUUGACAGGUUAUAAAAAAAAAAAAGAUUUAAAAAGGAGUCCUCAGUUUUGAUGCAAAUGUGAGAUAUCGCGUAUUAAACAACACUACAAUCUACCUACUUGCUGUAUGUCCUAAGCCAGAGUCACAGGCGCACAGUCUGCCUCUCUGGAACAAACUCACGUUUUGCUGUAAAUGUUUGACACUGUCAUUCAGAAUGUCACCAAGGCAACAGGGCCAACGUGUCGUAGAUCCGUUGGUGAAUGUAUUCAUAAAGGAACACUUCAAGGUUUUGGUAGAUUAUCAGCUUUUAGGUGUUGAAACCACAAACAAAACAAUUGAUAUUUCCUUAGUAGUCGGCUGCAAUGCUUCAUGCUUCCAAUUCAAUGUACACAGUUUUGAGUGGUACUCGACAUAGUGUAUGAUUGACUGGUAGAACACACUAUGUGAUCUUCCUGCUAGAUUAUAACGAGUGCUGAUCUGCAUGAUAACAGUCCAGAACGUACUGCUGAAAGACAGCAAGCUCCGUGCAAAAACAUGAGCAUGUACUGUUAAAGAUGGUAAAGAAAUAAUCUGGCAUUUAACAAAGUAGGAGCAACAAAUAUUACGUAACACAAACAGUAAGAUCGAUUCGGUGAUCCAGGUGUCUUCACUGAACAGGUAACUUUACUAAUAGGGCAAUCUUCCAAAUACUCUCUGUAUUCCUAUAACAACAACCAUAGAACAGGAUGGUGGAGCCAACACGGCUGCUACUGAACACUUCGUGGCUGUUGUCUAUCUCCGGCUCUGUACCUACCAAGCUGUCUGGUCAGCUGCUGUGUUUGUAAGAUGCUGUUGGUCUUUGUGAUGUUAUUAUUUUUCUAUAGUUUUUAUUUUCUUUCCCUUGUACCCUUGAUCUAUUUGUAUUUGUUAUUUAUUUAUUGAUUCCACUGUGUUUCUCUGUGAAAUGUCCAUGUACUUGGGGAAAAAAGAAACUAUUAAUCCUCUUGGAAAAUUAAAGCAUUUAGUACUGUAA
Xiphias gladius (swordfish) is the source of this 1933-nucleotide messenger RNA. Its product is annotated as protein tyrosine phosphatase type IVA 2-like. The transcript has 4 exons. Lineage: Eukaryota; Metazoa; Chordata; Actinopteri; Istiophoriformes; Xiphiidae. The coding region runs from base 1 to 327 and encodes 108 amino acids. Gene Ontology annotation, cellular component: nucleus. Gene Ontology annotation, molecular function: protein tyrosine phosphatase activity. The record is from RefSeq and is a predicted model, not a curated record. Gene Ontology annotation, biological process: protein dephosphorylation.